Messenger RNA from Chanos chanos (milkfish), 2997 nucleotides. Its product is annotated as NACHT, LRR and PYD domains-containing protein 3-like. Gene Ontology annotation, cellular component: cytoplasm. Bases 1 to 2997 code for a protein of 998 amino acids. The record is from RefSeq and is a predicted model, not a curated record. The transcript is spliced from 14 exons. Lineage: Eukaryota; Metazoa; Chordata; Actinopteri; Gonorynchiformes; Chanidae.
AUGACUGGCUGUAAGGUUUGCAUCAUCAUGAUUCGAGAGUUUGAUGAGCAGUUGGAUGGUCUGCUGUCUUUCCUGCACUCUGUGCCUGGUCUGAAGGAGGUCCAUAUGACUGUGUGGAGACUGACUGAAAGCUACGCUGCCAGAAUCCUCUCCCUCAUCCAGACCUGCCCCAGUCUACAAGACAUCAGUUUUAAAGCUGUUGAAUAUGAGGAAGGUUUAUUGCUGGAGGAGGGAAUCAGGUUACUGCAGCACUCUCAGAUACGUCCAGACUGCACUCUGACUGUUGAGGGGUUGAGAUGCACUAAACCCACUGACCAGUGCACUAAACUGAAGCACAGGAAACUCACCUGUAACCAGAGAGUGAAGCUACAGUUCUACCUGACCUCAGUGAGCAUCAAGUAUAAGGAGUUGGUCAGAUGUGUGUAUGCGUAUGUGACAGAGUAUAACUCCCUCCCUGGUGAAAAUGUGCUGCUGGCUGACCGCUACACUGAGCUGCUGAUCAUUCAGAGACACAGAGAACAGAGUGAAAGAGAGACAGAGAUUCGCUCCAGAGGAGAGCAGUUCUUCAGUGCAAGAGACAGUGAAAAGUACAGCAGCAUCACUGUGGACCAGUUUUUCUGUCCAGAUGAUCAUGGACUCAUUCCAAAAGCAGUUGUUCUCCAGGGAAACUCUGGAAAUGGCAAAUCCUUCACUGCUCUGAAGAUUAUGUUAGACUGGGCAUCUGGUAAAUUCUAUGCAGACAAUUUUGAUUUUAUUUUUCACCUGAAGUGUAAAGAGAUGAACCAAAUUUCUGGAGAGAAGAGUCUGGUGGAGCUCCUGAGAUACAGUCAGAGUUUAACACCAGCACAGAUCUCACAGAUAUUACAGCACUCACCAGAGAGAGUUCUCUUCCUCAUAGACGGCUUUGAUGAACUCAAACUCUCACAAGACAACAUGUCCAACCUGUCACUGCCCACUGAUAUCCAAACUCCAGCCUCACCUGUGUCCACUCUGAAAGCCCUGAUGAGUGGACACCUGCUGUCUGAGUCCUUCCUGCUGGUCACCACCAGGUCUACAGCCACAGACACACUGAGCAAGCUGCUCAAAAAACAACCCCAGCGUUUCACAGAGAUUAUGGGCUUCUCUGAGAGGGGGGUGGAGGAGUUCUUCCAGAGGUUCUUUAAAGAUGAUCAGCUCUUACAGACACAGGCAUAUGAGCAUGUGAAGGCAAAUGAAACCCUCUUCACUGCCUGCUUCAUUCCUGUGAUCUGCUGGAUCAUCUGCACAGUUUUCAGGGAGAGACACAAAGAUGGUAUAGUAUUAAAAAAUGAAUCAGAAUCAACCACCUCCAUAUAUGUUGACUUUGUGUCCACUCUGCUGGAUCACCACUGCCAGGGUUUGAGUCAGUCUGUCCCCAGCCUGCUGAGGAGUCUGGGCCAGCUGGCAGAGAGAGGGAUGGUGGAACAGCAAGUCCUGUUUGAUAAGAAAAGUGUAUCUGAAAUCGUCUCAGAUCCUGUUAACAUUCCAUUCCUGUGCAAAUUUCUCUUUAAGAGAAAAAUCCGCCAAGAGACAAUGUUCAGUUUCAUGCAUCUCAGCUUUCAGGAGUUCUUCACUGCUCUUUACUAUGUACUAAUGAGUGAAGAGGAGUCCCAGAAGGCAGUCAGAAAUCUUCUUCAAUCUUUAGACGGAGCACAGCAUGAACUGAAGAAAAAUGCUAAACUGCACCUCCUGCCAGUGAUCCAGUUUCUCUGUGGUCUGUCUAAUAAGGAAGUGAGCAACUCUCUCACAGAGGCAAACAACCUCCCUGUUUCUCCAACUAUAAAAGCACUGUUGAAGAAAUGGAUCCUGCCUUUCGAUAGAAGUAGGAACCAGCCUGCUUGGGGGAUUUUCAUUCUCCACUGUCUCUAUGAGCUCCAUGAUGAGGACUUUGUGAGGAAAGCUAUGGAGAGCUGGGGAAACAUUAAUCUUUCUUGUAUUCCCCUGAAGAGGACAGACUGUUGGGUGCUGCAGUACUGUCUACAAUUCUGUCCUCACAUCAGGAGACUCUUUCUCAAACGCUGUGGUCUGACACCAGAGAAACUGAAGAUUCUUCAGCCUGCAGUGUGCAGGAGUGAGAUGUUAGAGUUAGAGGUGGAGGACCUGUCAGAUGAUGAUGUUGGUGUUUUGGUCUCAGCUCUAGGACAUGGAAAGGACCUAAGGCAACUGAAACUCGUAAACAGCGUCCUGUCAGAUCACAGUGUGCAGCAGGUCCUCAGUUCUCUCAACAAACAAAGGUCAUUAGGUUUUGUUUCUCUCACGGUGAAGAUCAUCACUACCAGCACUGCUGUCAUGAUCACAGAGUUUUUCCGGGAUAAAACAAUAAUGAAGAAAAUGAGUGUUAUGGUGAAGAACAGUAUUGAGAGUCUCUGCUCGUCUCUCAGAGUGUCAGUCACACAAGGAGACUUUUGCUUGUCUUUAGGAGAAGCCGCAUGGAAUUCCUCAGAGAUCUCCAGCCCACAGACUGAGCCAUCACUCUCAGGAAUCAGUCUCACCUGUCCGCACUCCCAGAUAUCCAACAUCAACUGGAACAGAUUCAUCCAGAUCAUUUACAAAAUAAAAUUAUCCAAUGAAAAUUGUCCAGAGUUUGACGUGCAGUUCAAUGCUCUGCUGUCUUUCCUGAACUCUGUGCCUGGUCUGAAGGAGGUGGAUCUGACUGUGAACAGACUGACUGAGAGCUGGGCUGCCAGGAUCCUCUCCCUCAUCCAGACCUGCCCCAGUCUACAGGACAUCAGUGUUGAGGUGAAUAAGAACAGUGUUGAGAAUCUCUGCUCGUCUCUCAGAGUGUCAGUCACAAAUGGAGACUUCAGUUGUCCAGAGUUUGAUGAGCAGUUCGAUGCUCUGCUGUCUUUCCUGAACUCUGUGUCUGGUCUGAAGGAGGUGGAUCUGUAUGUGAACGGACUGACUGAGAGCUGGGCUGCCAGGAUCCUCUCUCUCAUCCAGACCUGCCCCAGUCUACAGGACAUCAGUUACUCCACAUGA